GCGGCAGCCCCGGAGCUCCGCACCGCACCGCAUCACUCUGCUCUGCUCCGCAUCCUUCUGCUCCACAUCACUCCGCACCGCAUCACUCUGCUCUGCUCCGCAUCAUUCUGCUCCACAUCACUCCGCACCGCAUCACUCUGCUCUGCUCCGCAUCAUUCUGCUCCGCACCGCUCCGCACCGCAUCACUCUGCUCUGCUCCGCAUCAUUCUGCUCCACAUCACUCCGCACCGCAUCACUCUGCUCUGCUCCGCAUCAUUCUGCUCCACAUCACUCCGCACCGCAUCACUCUGCUCUGCUCCGCAUCCUUCUGCUCCACAUCACUCCGCACCGCAUCACUCUGCUCUGCUCCGCAUCCUUCUGCUCCACAUCACUCCGCACCGCAUCACUCUGCUCUGCUCCGCAUCAUUCUGCUCCGCACCGCUCCGCUCCCCGCACCGCAUCACUCCGCUCCCCGCACCGCUCUGCACCGCACCAUUCUGCUCCGCACCGCUCCGCAUCUUUCCGAACAGCACCGCACCACUCUGCUCCCCUCCCCGCUCCGCUCCGCUCCCCGGCACAGCGCCGCUCGCCCGCCCGCCCUUCCGCCCACGGCGCUCGGCGGAGCGGCGUCAAAAGGCGGCGGCGGGGACGGGUCAGGGCUGCGGGAGCGACACCGCGGCUGUCGCUGGUGCUGCGGUGAGCCCCGGUACGGCGGGAGCCGGCGCUGCCCGGCAUCGCUGCGAGCCCGCUGCUGCUGCCGCCCGGCGCGGCCGAGGUGCUGGACAUGGACACAGAGGAUGACCCAUUGUUACAGGAUGCCUGGCUAGAGGAGGAAGAUGAAGAGGUAGCCUUCAGCUCCCAGAAGAGGAGAGAGGGUGCUCUGCUGUGUGGGAAAAGCCCGUGCAGAGUCAGACCCGUGUGUGUCACACUGCCUGUGUCUGGCUUCUGGAAUAUCGUUGGCUGGGUGUUCACCAACCCUUACUGUGCUGGCUUCAUCCUUUUCCUGGGCUGUGCCAUCCCUGCUGUGCUUGCUGCCGUCAUGUUCCUCCACUACCCCGCCCUGGACAUCGACAUCUCCUACAACGCUUUCGAGAUCCGCAACCACGAGUCCUCGCAGCGCUUCGACGCCCUCGCCUUGGCCCUCAAAUCCCAGUUUGGCUCGUGGGGGAGGAACCGCCGGGACCUGGCUGACUUUACCUCCGAAACCCUGCAGAGGCUCAUCUUCCAGCAGCUCCAGCAGCUCCACCUCAACGCCUCCCAGCUCGGGGCCAGCGCGCGGGUCAGGCGCUCCCCGGAGGGCAGGACGGGCUCUCUGCAGCCCCAGGGCAACCAGAGCGCCCGGGUGGGGAGAGCCCCACGCUGGGACUACUCCAGCUCCUACAUCAGUGCCAACACACAGACCCACGCUCACUGGCGCAUCGAGCUCAUCUUCCUGGCUCGGGGGGACUCUGAGAACAACAUCUUCACCACCGAGCGCCUGGUCACCAUCCACGAGGUUGAGCGCAAGAUCAUGGACCACCCUCGCUUCAGGGAGUUCUGCUGGAAGCCCCACGAGGUCCUGAAGGACCUGCCCCUGGGUUCCUACUCCUACUGCUCCCCUCCCAGCUCCCUCAUGACCUACUUCUUCCCCACUGAGAGAGGAGGGAAGAUUUACUAUGAUGGCAUGGGACAAGAUCUUGCUGACAUCCAAGGGUCCCUGGAGCUGGCCAUGACCCACCCCGAAUUCUACUGGUAUGUGGAUGAGGGCUUGUCUGCUGAGAACAAGAAGAGCUCCCUGCUGAGGAGUGAGAUCCUCUUUGGGGCUCCACUGCCCAACUACUACUCGGUGGAGGAUCGCUGGGAGGAGCAGCGCCGCAAGUUCCAGAACUUCGUGGUCACCUAUGUGGCCAUGCUGGCCAAGCAGUCCACGAGCAAAGUCCAGGUGCUGUAUGGAGGGACAGAUUUGUUUGACUAUGAAGUGAGGAGGACUUUCAACAACGACAUGUUGCUGGCCUUCAUCAGCAGUAGCUGCAUUGCUGUCUUGGUCUACAUCCUCACCUCCUGCUCAGUGUUUCUGUCAUUCUUUGGCAUUGCCAGCAUUGGGCUAAGCUGCCUGGUGGCUCUGUUCCUGUACCAUGUCGUAUUUGGGAUCCAGUAUCUGGGUAUACUCAAUGGUGUGGCUGCCUUUGUCAUCAUGGGGAUUGGAGUGGAUGAUGUCUUUGUUUUCAUCAACACCUACCGCCAAGCCACGCACCUCAAGGACCUGCGGCUGCGCAUGAUCCACACAGUCCAGACAGCAGGGAAGGCCACCUUCUUCACCUCCCUGACCACAGCUGCAGCCUAUGCUGCCAACAUCUUCUCCCAGAUCCCAGCUGUGCAUGACUUUGGACUCUUCAUGUCACUGAUUGUGUCCUGCUGCUGGGUAGCUGUGCUCUUCACCAUGCCAGCUGCUCUUGGAAUAUGGACCCUUUACAUGUCCCCAUUAGAGAGCUCCUGCCAAACCAGCUGCAGUCAGAAGUGCACCAAGAAAAGUGCCCUGCACCUGGCUGAAGAUCUCCUCAUUGCCUCAGAGGCCACCUCCAGAGCAGGCAGAGACACCCUUCCCUACCUUGACGAUGACAUCCCACUGCUCAGCGUGGAGGAGGAGCCUGUCUCCCUGGAAAUGGGGGAUGUCCCCUUGGUGUCUGUGAUGCCAGAAAAUCUGCAGCUCUCUGUAGAGAAGAGCAACCGGGGUCACUUGAUAACUCAUCUGCAAGAGCUGCUGGAGCACUGGGUGUUGUGGUCUGCAGUGAAGAGCAGAUGGGUGAUUGUGGGGCUCUUUCUCCUUGUUCUGCUCCUGUCCAUAUUCUUUGCCAGCCGCCUCCACCCAGCCAGCCGUGCUCCAGUCUUGUUCCGGCCAGACACAAACAUCCAGGUGCUGCUGGACCUGAAAUACAACCUGAGUGCUGAAGGUAUCUCCUGCAUCACCUGCUCAGGUUUGUUUCAGGAAAAGCCCCACAGUUUGCAGAAUAACAUCCGAACCUCUUUGGAAAAAAAGAAGAGGGGCUCAGGGUCACCUUGGGGAAGCAAAGGCAGCACGAGUGAUACAGGGCAGCAAGAGCUCCAGGGAACUGUGUAUAUCUCCAAGUCCAGGAGCAAGGGAAGACCAGCCAUCUACAGAUUCUCCCUCAAUGCCAGUGUCCCUGCACCCUGGCAGAUGGUGUCACCGGGAGACGGGGAGGUGCCUUCAUUCCAGGUGUAUAGAGUGCCUUUCGGUAACUUCACCAGGAAGCUGACAGCUUGUGUGUCCACAGUAGGGCUGCUUAAGCAGAUGAGCCCCAGGAAGUGGAUGAUGACCACCUUGUCCUGUGACACCAAGAAGGGCUGGAAGUUCGAUUUCAGUUUCUACGUGGCCUCCAAGGAGCAGCAGCGAACACGGAAACUGUAUUUUGCCCAGUCACACAAGCCCCCUUACCACGGCCGAGUGUGUGUGGCCCCUCCGGGCUGUCUGCUCAGCUCGAGCCCAGACGGACCCACCAAAGGCAUCCUGUACGUUCCCAGUGAGAAAGCAGCACCCAGGGCAAAGCUGUCAGCCACCUCUGGCUUUAACCCCUGCGUGAACGCGGGCUGCGGGAAGCCGGCGGUGCGGCCGCUGGUGGACACGGGAGCCAUGGUGUUCGUGGUGUUCGGCAUCAGAGGCGUCAACCGCACCCGGCGCCCCGACAACCACGUCAUCGGAGACAUGGGCAGUGUUAUCUACGAUGACAGCUUUGACCUCUUCAAAGAGAUUGGCAACCUGUGCCGCCUCUGCAAAGCCAUUGCCAGCAACUCUGAGCUGGUGAAGCCCGGAGGGGCUCAGUGCCUGCCCUCGGGUUACAGCAUCUCCUCCUUUCUGCAGAUGUUGCACCCCGAGUGCAAGAAUAUCCCUGAGCCAAACCUGCUGCCUGGACAGCUCUCUCAUGGGGCUGUGGGGGUGAAGGAUGGCAAGGUGCAGUGGAUCUCCAUGGCAUUUGAAUCGACAACCUACAAGGGGAAAUCCUCCUUCCAGACAUAUGCUGACUAUCUGAAAUGGGAGACAUUCCUGCAGCAGCAACUCCAGAUCUUCCCAGAGGGCUCUGCUCUCCGACAUGGUUUCCAGACCUGUGAGCACUGGAAGCAGAUUUUCAUGGAGAUUAUAGGAGUGCAGAGUGCUCUGUAUGGUCUUGUCCUCUCGCUGGUCAUCUGUGUGGCUGCUGUGGCAGUGUUCACCACACACAUCCUCCUCCUGCUGCCAGUGCUGCUCAGCAUCUUAGGGGUCGUGUGCCUUGUGGUGACCAUCAUGUACUGGUCUGGCUGGGAAAUGGGAGCUGUGGAAGCCAUUUCCCUCUCCAUCCUCGUUGGCUCCUCUGUUGAUUACUGUGUGCACUUGGUGGAGGGUUACCUGCUCGCAGGGGAGAACCUGCCACUCCACCAGGUAGAGGACCCCACGGCGUGCAGGCAGUGGAGGACAGUGGAAGCCGUCCGGCACGUGGGAGUGGCGAUCGUGUCCAGCGCCGUCACCACCGUCAUCGCCACCGUCCCGCUCUUCUUCUGCAUCAUCGCCCCCUUCGCCAAGUUCGGGAAGAUCGUGGCCCUCAACACGGGAGUGUCCAUCCUGUACACGCUGACUGUGAGCACAGCCCUGCUCAGCACCAUGGGCCCCGGCACCUUCACCCGCAGCAGGACUUCCUGCCUCAAGGCUGUGCUGGGGGUGCUCCUGGCUGCCCUGCUGGGUCUCUGCAUCUGCCUUGUCCUGCUCAAGAGUGGAUUUAAAAUCCCCCUCCCCAACGGGACAGCCCUGUAGAACCCAAGCUGAGAGCAACAUGCUCUGUCCUCUUGCUCCUUUUCUUCUUUUUUCUUUUCUUUUUAAAGAAUAUUUUUGGU
Molecule: messenger RNA, 4839 nt
Organism: Oenanthe melanoleuca
Lineage: Eukaryota; Metazoa; Chordata; Aves; Passeriformes; Muscicapidae
Gene: DISP3
Product: dispatched RND transporter family member 3
Exons: 21
Coding region: 764-4759 (1331 amino acids)
Cellular component (GO): membrane
Source: RefSeq, a predicted model, not a curated record